Molecule: messenger RNA, 5727 nt
Organism: Torulaspora globosa
Lineage: Eukaryota; Fungi; Ascomycota; Saccharomycetes; Saccharomycetales; Saccharomycetaceae
Gene: STT4
Product: 1-phosphatidylinositol 4-kinase STT4
Exons: 1
Coding region: 1-5727 (1908 amino acids)
Biological process (GO): phosphatidylinositol phosphate biosynthetic process; phosphatidylinositol-mediated signaling
Cellular component (GO): cytoplasm; plasma membrane
Molecular function (GO): 1-phosphatidylinositol 4-kinase activity
Source: RefSeq, a predicted model, not a curated record
AUGCGUUUUGGACAUCGAGAGGGCGUCAAGGAACGAUUGAGAGCGAAAGCGCUGGGGAAACUGGCCCAGCUCUGCUCAAAACAGGAGCCUGCAGGGAUUCCGGAGGACGAUGAGAAUAAAGGGGACAGUUUGGAGCUUUUAACGCACUCAUUGCCUGUCUAUUACUCGACAAACACAUCGAAACUGUACACUAUCCCUAUCACGUUGAAUGAGUGGGAAGUUUUGGUCGCGCUAUGUGAGUGUACGCCUGGAUCUUCAAUGCAGGCUGAACGUUUGAUAAAGGGUGUCAUUGGGCCUUACUUUUUGGCUUCGCCGAGGCAGCGGAUGUCUGAGACGUUGGAGGCCAGGUUUAAACUAAAGGAGCUGAGGCAGCCGAAUGAGCUGCUGACUUUGGAGCUGAUCAGAUUCUUGAUCGUCUCGUGCUCAAAGUACCCCCGUUUGACCAAGAUGUGCUCUGUCAUCAUCGAUCAGUACCUCAGAGAGGUUUCUUCGCUUUUCAACAAAAGAUGUAGCGCGGUAUUCUCGCUUGUGGGGUUUUUGAACGCAUUCAUCAUGGAUAACAGCGCCCUGCAGCUGACCCAAACAGUCUGGAAAAAACUGGCUGGUCUGUUUGGUGAUGGAAGCUUCGUUCUGCUGCCCGAGACGAGACUCUUGGCUGAUUUCAGCGGCGAAGUCACGGUGAGAUAUCACGAAGCCAACAAGGAGAUCUCGAACUCUUUGUUUCUCAAUUUGAUGGCCCAGCUGCAGGUAUCCCUGGCAUCAAAGAUCGUAGCCCUACCUAAAGAUGCUACCUCUUUGUCGGAAUAUCUGCUACAAGUACACUCUAAGAACUAUAUGGUUCAGCAAGAAGGCUCGGCGGAUCGCGUGGACAUGGCUGCCUCGGAAGAAUUGUAUUCGACGCUGACUCGUAACAGGCCGAUUUUGACGGAAAUGAGUCACUUUGCGUUCAAACACAGCAUCAACAUCGAAGACUUGGAUUUGUCAACUGAUGUGCGCGCAGCUUAUUCUUUCAACACCAGGGCUUUUUUCCUAGAUUUUCUUUGCCUGAUCCUAUUCUUCGAUAAUGCCGUGUCAGAUCUUGGCCAGAAAUUUCUGCAACUGGUCUCAGACUCCAUCGAUAAAUUUUUGCUUUCAGAAAUAGUAUCACCGAAAUUGGUUCGCUCAAUCCUAUGUGCUGGCGCUCUUCUAAACUUCUUUACUGAGGAGACUUCACUCACUUUAUUGCGUCUUUUCCCGGCGCUGGUAUCCUCGCCUCAAAUCUCGAAUGCUGAAGUAGCCAGAAUUACCAAGAUCUUUACCUUUGGCUUAAUGCCACUGAAUGAAGAUGCUGUUGUCAGUACAGUUUAUUCAAUCAAUAAUCUCCUCACUCUGGGGGAUGAUGGCAUACCUGUCCAAGCGGUGAGGGAAAGACAAUUGACGAACAGCACGGUAACUAGCACGGCACUCGGUGACCACGAAUUGAGAGGAAGGGCCGGUACUUCAGACACCAUACAAGCCAUCCAUAAUAUCAGCAACAGGAUGGCGCUUUCUAGUACCGAGAACAAUGGCAGAGUUGACGAAGUCACUUCCGCAACAUAUCACCAUCAGCUAUUCAGAAACUGUAUUACAACUAUGAUCACGAUCGCUUCUCAUUAUGGUGAUCAGGCCAUUACCGCCCUAACGAUAACCGUUCUAACGCAGAAGGUAUCUGUCAUAUCAAAGGAAUUGGAUGCUGUGAUUAUAGAUUUAUUGGCUGAGCUCGUUAGCAACAUUUCAAUCACAGAGCUAGCUCUUCUGUUGAAGUUCUACAAACCUGCCUACUCUCAGGCCAAGAAGCAAGAGAAUAAGAUUUUACAGGAAAGCAUCUGUGAAGCAAGAAUCAAAAUCUCUGAAAUAGUGUUAUCCAAAAGGUCAGAUUCAGAUCUCUAUCGAUUCACCUUGGCCAAUCUUCUAGAUUCAAUCACCGCGUGCGGCGAAGUCGAGCAAUCUGAUCUCCACAGAACUGACAAAGAGAUAGCACGCUGUGCUGAAGAUAUCGGAGCAUAUUUGCGACCCUUAGCCGCUAUUCUUCCUAAACCGGGAAGCAAACCAUUUCCUUUCGAUGGAGAUGAGGCUUUGAUAAGAAGUUUCAGGAAUAUUUGGUUCAACAUGAUUAUUCAUGGUUUUCGAUGCGAUUCUCAGUUAGUCGAGAAGCACUAUAGUUGCCUAUUAACAAUCGCCUAUAAUUCCCCACCGUUGGCGUCUGAUUUCCCUUCCAGCAAUAAAGAGGUAUCUUUGGAUAUGAAUGCAGUGCUACGGCGCCACUCUUCUAAUGCCAUACACAAGCAGCAAAAACAAGCAAUUGCAGGAUAUCUGUCUACCAAUCCUGUUCAGGCGAGAACUCUUUCAAUGCCAAAAAUAAUGUUUCUAGCGGCUACUGCACUAUUGGAAACUCUUCGAUGUGAAGCUGGAGAUUGUUCGAAGAUUCUGCGAUACUAUUGCGACCCUUCCGUUGUUUCAAGCUCAAUCGAUAAAUUUAUUGAAGCGUUGAACCUUCAACUCAUUUCGAAGUACACUUCGAUAGUUCAAUCCAAAAAUUCUUCUCUCUUUGGCUCCCUAGCUAUUGCCCAUCAGCUAAACGAUCUGCUUCUUCAUUUGGCCCACAGAAACAGAGAAUUGCAAAAUGCUGCCUUCCAAUCAUGCGACAUUUUUAUAAAGACAAUUCCUUCAUCGCUAUGUCACCAUCACUCCUUGUACACCUUACUGGACCUUAUGACUACGCUAUUUGAUAGUGUGGUUGAUUGCGAAACGAAUAAAUUCCAACCUCACUACGAAUUUGUUUUGAAACAUUCUGGAACUAAAGUUUUAAUACCCGAUUCUGCAUUAUGGCGUAAAACCACUUUAUCACGGCUGCAUGCAUCUUCUAAGGAUUGGGUUAGGAUAAUCCUUGAUAGAGCUAAUGAGGACACGAAAAUUCUAUUGCAGUCAUAUAUUUCCGAUCUGACACACUUCGACAGGUCGAGCACUGUUGAGUAUGGUGUCUCGUUCGCCAUGGAGAUGGCAGGCUCAAUUUCUCUUGCCGACGAAGAGUUAUCCAAGUUGACUUACGUAGGGCGCGAACGCCCAAGUACGAUCGCCGCUUUCAUUUCACAGCACUCGUGGAGAUCGAAGAAUCUGGUAGACACUGCAAUUAUUUCUUCCCCACAGGAUAUUGCUCAACAAAUUGGACUUCACGUACAGAACAUACGACGUGCAUUGGCUGCAAAGGAACCCGUGUCUUUUAAGGAUAUCACAACCUUUCUGGAUUUAUCCGCAGCAUCUCUGCUCCUGGGUAAGUUUGGUGCAGCAUCUUUAGUUUAUGACUUAGUUCAUAUUCCGUUUUCGGUCUUCACGUCUUCUGCCAUUAAGAUGGCCUCAAACAUAUGGCUGACUGUCAUCAAGGAGCGUCCCGACAUUGCCCAUAUGUUAUUGGUGGAAGUUGGAUACUGCUGGAUGAAGUCUAUUGACGACCGCCGGGGUUUGUAUUCUCGAGAUCAUGAUCUUGCAAGAGAAGAAAAUCAAAUGAUGGAAUACGCUCCUUACAAUAAAACUGCGAUCAAUAGGGAUGCAUUGGCAGCCUCACAGUCUCUGCAACCUCACAGACAUGUCAUAAAGUUUUUUAAGUCUCAUUUUGAAGGAACUUCGUUUCAAAGCGACCAUCUGUUAGAUGUGUUCACGAGAUGGACUUUACACGGUCUUAAUCAAUUGAAAGAAGCAUCAAUGCACCCAUUUGCUCGCAUGGCACGCCAUGAUUUAUUGAACUUUGCUCUGUCGCUGCUUCAAGUCCACAGCAAGCAAAAGACUGACUAUGUCCCAGUUUUAGCGAAGGCAAUAACGAAUUCUGGUUUGUCAUGGUUCAGACGGCCGAUCGCUUGGCCUUUCGGAUCGAAUCAGUUGAAAAUAAAAGCUGACUUGUCAGGCACCGUGCAGUUUUACUCUGAGCUGAACAAAUUAUCUGCACUCCUGAUCCGUCAAUGUGGCAGUACUUUCAAACUACUGCAGUUCUUUCUCUUGAGUGAGAUUUGGCACAUCGAAACGUGGUUAGCGCCGCUACAGAAAAUCGUCAAGAAUGGCGGAGCUGAGCCUAAUGCGGAGCUUCUUAAGACUGCAUUCAUCAUUGAUCCGCAGCUGGCAUUGAACUUGUUUCAAAGGUAUCCUACGACAAAGCUAGACGUCUCUUUGACAUCCUUGGUGCUUGAAGAUCCGUUGAUGUGUGUCGGAGUGCCUGAGAUACUUGAUCUGUAUCUUUUGAGCAACAAAACUGGCAGUAAGGCAACUGAUAUGCAUUUUGUCGUUUACUGGUGUCCUGUUAAUCCUUUGAAAUCAAUCAAUUUCUUCUUGCCGCCCUGGAACGACAAUACUUUCAUCCUACAAUACGCUGUCUUUUCGCUUGAAUCCCACGAUGUGAAUGUGACAUUUUUCUACGUGCCUCAGAUUGUCCAAUGUUUGAGAUAUGAUCGCACAGGAUAUGUGACAAGGUUGAUUCUCGACACCGCAAACACCAGCGUCCUGUUUGCUCACCAAAUCAUUUGGAAUAUGUUGGCCAACAGUUAUAAAGACGACGAAGGUCUAGAAGAGGAUCCGAUCAAACCAACGCUGGAUGGCGUUCGAAAGGCAAUGAUCUCUGCAUUUGCUAGCGACAAGUUUGAGUUUUACGAGCGAGAAUUCGGUUUCUUCAACGAAGUCACCGGAAUCUCUGGCAAGUUGAAGCCUUUCAUCAAAAAGAGCAAGGCCGAGAAAAAGCACAAGAUUGACGAAGAGAUGAGUGCAAUCCAACUGGAACCCGACGUCUAUCUUCCCUCGAAUCCUGACGGCGUAGUUGUAGAUAUUGACCGCAAGAGCGGCAAACCUCUACAAUCCCACGCCAAGGCCCCUUUCAUGGCUACCUUCAAGAUCAAGAAAACCAUCAGGGACAGCGAGACUGGCCGCAAGAAAGAGAUCCAACAGUGGCAGGCGGCUAUCUUCAAAGUGGGUGACGACUGUCGGCAGGACGUGCUCGCGCUGCAAUUGAUCUCCAUGUUCCGAACCAUAUGGUCCAACAUCGGUCUCGACAUCUACGUGUUCCCCAACCGUGUGACUGCGACGGCGCCGGGCUGCGGUGUCAUCGACGUGCUGCCAAACUCCAUCUCCCGCGACAUGCUGGGCCGUGAAGCCGUCAACGGUCUCUACGAGUACUUCGUCACCAAGUUCGGCCGCGAAGACACCAUCGAGUUCCAGAACGCCCGCAACAACUUCGUCAAGUCGCUCGCCGGCUACAGCGUCAUCUCCUACCUGCUACAAUUCAAGGACCGCCACAACGGCAACAUCAUGUACGAUGACCAGGGCCACUGUCUGCACAUCGACUUCGGCUUCAUCUUCGACAUCGUCCCCGGCGGCGUCAAGUUCGAAGCUGUCCCCUUCAAGCUCACCAAGGAGAUGGUCAAGGUCAUGGGAGGUUCCCAAGACACACAGGCUUAUCGCGACUUCGAAGAACUAUGUGUCAAGGCGUACCUGGCCGCAAGACCACACAUGGCCGCCAUCAUAGAAUGCGUCAAGCCCAUGUUAGACAGCAGUAUGCCCUGCUUUAAGGGCCUCAAGACAAUCAAGAAUCUACAAAACAGGUUCCAGCCCCUCAAGACCGACCACGAGGCCGCUCUCUUCAUGAAAUCGCUCAUCAGGAAGAGCUACGAGUCUCUAUUCACCAAGGGCUAUGAUGAGUUCCAACGGCUCACCAACGGUAUACCUUAUUGA